Messenger RNA from Coregonus clupeaformis (lake whitefish), 9775 nucleotides. It is a transcript of the gene vcanb, whose product is annotated as versican b. Gene Ontology annotation, biological process: cell adhesion. The transcript has 25 exons. NCBI's taxonomy places the organism in Eukaryota, Metazoa, Chordata, Actinopteri, Salmoniformes, Salmonidae. Gene Ontology annotation, molecular function: calcium ion binding; hyaluronic acid binding. The coding region runs from base 1654 to 9126 and encodes 2490 amino acids. The record is from RefSeq and is a predicted model, not a curated record.
GAUUUUGGAUUGAGAUGUUCGACGAGGAGGUGUCCACAUACUUUUGGUCAUGUAGUGUACCUCUUUAUUUAGGUUGAUUGCAUGACGUUGAAACGAUGACGUUGAUUCAAACAUACCAUUUUACUAUCAACAUUGAAACAAGGUCAAAUAAAAUAUGUCUAAUCAAAUAUGAAAUUCAACAUCAUUUCAACCACCCAUAUAGGAUGAAAAAUAUUUUUACAGUUUCUACGUGGAAUUUUCAACAUAAUUUCAACAUAUACAUAGUUCUUAUGAUGAUGUUGAAAUUAGAUUGAUGUAUCAACCUGUUAGUCAUGUUAAGUCAUUGUAUUUAAGUUGAAGUUUUACCCUAAUUUAAAUGUUUACAACGUUUGUUGAAAUUAGAUGAAAACCAUACUAGUUUACUUUUUGCAAAUCCAAAUGUGUUUUCCACAUAGAUUCCACAUCACAAUAGGUUGACAAAUGACGUUGAAACGUUGGUUCUACCAGUGUGUGCCCGGUGAGUUGCUUGUCUGUCUUUCUAGCCCUCUACACAGGGGUGGUCAACACUUUGUUCUACUAAUCAGCCUUGUCAAGGUCCUGACUCGCUUCCUACCCCUUCCCCUAAUUAACCUAAGGACCAUCAGGACCUUGACAUGUUGAAUCAGGUUAUAGCAAGGCUGGAACAAAAGCCUGAAUACCUAGCUCUACAGCUCUGUACAGCCACCCUUUCUCUGCCAUCAUUACUUCCCUCUCUGCUCUACCCUCUAUCUCUCAACCUAUAAAUCCUCCACCACUGCUCCUGUAUCCUGCUCUAUCACUGACAAUACUAUACAGAGGAUGUCAAGGAGAGCAUUAUAUAGAAAGAAGGGAAGUAUAAGUAUUUUCUAUAUACUGUACCAUUGUUUACAAGGGGAUCAUUUAUAAAACUGUAACAAGGGGAUCUUUUUAUACUCAACAUGGACAAACAUUAACUGUGUAAAGCUCAGUCUUUGUGCUGUUUUUAAUAUGAUGAAGAGAAGUGUUGGUUCUUUAUGUAAUGUUUAAACAGUAGGCCUAUAUUGUAUGUGUAUGAAACCCUAAUAAAGUAUAAUAAAAUAAAGUGUAGGUUAAAAACAAAGUAUAACAAACGUAUGUUAACUGUAGUUUGAUACUGAUCGGUUCUGGCUAUGCACAGAAAAUGUAUGUUAUAACUACAAUUGUCUUUUAUCGCAUCCCGGAGGACACUGAAAACAUUGUGAAAUGAUUACCGGAGCAUGGGAUUCCCGCCGGCGAGCUACUGAGUCAUUGAAAGUUAUAGUGCAUAAAUUGGGUUGGGCAACCCCAUCUCUCUGUGUGUGUGUGUGUGUGUGUGUUUUAUCAUACGGGGCGGUAUGAACAUUGGGGUGUAGGACAUGUGCGCCCCUCCUCUUGCUUGUGACAGAUAAUAGUAGCGGGUGUGAGAGAAGGAUUUGAACUUGCAGCCGGGGCAGAGUGGAGGAGACACCUAGCUGAUGUCCGAGCAGACUGCGCUCUGAGGAGAGAGAGAAAGAGAGCUCUAUAAAGCUGUGACCAAAACAUCUGUGCUGUAAUCUACUCUUCUGGACCUGCGUCUGGUUCUGGGACUAGAGCCCGGGCUCUUUGGAAACUAGAUCGAAAACUUACUUGGUGGAUAUCAGGACCCAAGGUUCUGUCGAGAUGUUACAUCUCAGGCACCUGCUCUGGCUUGUGCUUCUUUGUUGUGCUUUCGCUGAACAAGAUCCAUCAUGGAGAAUGAAGGUAGAGAAGGCUGCCCCCACUAGUGGCUCUCUGGCGGGCAGGGUGGUGCUACCAUGCCACUUCUCCAUCACCCCCACCUCCUCAAACACCCCCACCACACACACCCCAACACCCAGCCACAUCCCCACACUCACCCGUAGCACACAGGGCCCAGAGGACCAGCUGAGGAUUAAGUGGACAAAGCUGGAGGGAGAUGGGGAGCGUGUGGUGCUGGUGUCCCAGGGAGGAGGGAUCAAGGUGGAGCAGGGGUACAAGGGCAGGGUGUCGGUGCCCAACCACCCCCAGGAAGAAGGUGACGCCUCGCUGAUCGUUGUGCACCUGAGGGCUAGCGACGCUGGGCUGUACCGCUGCGAGGUCAUGCAUGGCAUGGAGGACACCCAGGAUACUGUUCAUCUCAAUGUCAGCGGUGUGGUGUUCCACUAUAGGUCUGGUUCCAGCCGCUACACCUUUUCCUUUCCUGGGGCCAUUGACGCGUGUCGCGCUAACGGGGCAACCAUCGCUACGGCUGAACAGCUGACUGCCGCCUUCGAGGACGGACUGGACCAGUGUGACGCCGGCUGGAUAGCCGACCAGACCGUCAGAUACCCAAUCACGAAGCCCCGUCCUGGUUGCAUGGGCGAUUUGAAUCACAGGCCUGGGAUCAGGACGUAUGGGCUCAGAGACCCUAAAGAGACCUACGACGUCUACUGCUAUGUAGACAAACUGCACGGUGAGGUGUUCUAUGCUCCUAUCCGUUACAAGCUGACCCUUCGCCAGGCUAAGCGUGUGUGUGAGAGGCAGGGGGCAGUGCUCGCCUCCCCUGGUAACCUGUUCGCCGCGUGGCAUGGAGGCCUGAAUCGCUGUGACUACGGCUGGCUGUCAGACGGGAGCGCCCGCUACCCCAUAUCCGUCCCCAGGCCCCAGUGUGGAGGAGGACUGCUGGGGGUCCGGACUCUGUACCAAUUCCCCGACCAGACUGGCUUCCCCAACCCUAUUAACAGACAUGGAGCUUUCUGUUUCAAGGGUAAGGAACCAGAGAUCACCACUCCUGGACCUGUGACGACCACAGCUACAGACAGACCUCACACUACCUACCACACAGGCAGACCAAACCUUCCAGGCACAACUCCCACAGACAGAACUGACCACACAGCAACAGACAGAACUCACACAGCUGUAGACAAUCCUCACCACACAGACCGACCACACCAAACAACUGCAGACCAAGACAGAAGUCAACAUACAGGUGGACCACACGACACAGCUUAUACAGGCACAGACAGACGUUACACUGCUACUGACAGAACACACACCACCAAAGACAAGUAUCACUCCACUGACCACAAGACAACAGACAAAGACAGAACUACCCAGAUAGGAGACAGAACAACAGACAGAACGACAGACCAAAAUACAGACUUCUCUGUUGGUACCACUCAGUUCCCUGAGUAUGAUGGGGAUGCCUUUGUCCUAGACCUAACCAAGGUAGAGUCACUGCCCUCCGUGGGUGAUAGCCUGUUACCUCUGCAGCUGCCCCCUCUCCCCACCAUCCGCUCCAAGCCCACCCACCCCCACCUAGACAUCAUCCAGGGGGGAGACCUGGAGGGAGACAAGGAAGAGGGGGAGGUUCAGACAGGCUCAGGCAGGGGGGAGAGCAGUGGGAGUGGGGAGGGGAGCAGUAGUGAUGGGGAAAGUGAGGGGAAGGACCAGGGAGUAGUGACUCCCACACAUGGCUUCAUGGUAGGCACAGGACUGGGUUCGGACCCCUCACGCCCAGGACAACCAGGGUACCCAGGGCGUCCAAGGGGGUAUCCAGGGUCGGUCACCCCAGAGCAUGGCCACCCAGGUGGGGACAGAGUGACAGAACAGCAGCCUGCUGUGGUCUACAAGGAGGAGGAGGGCAAGAGCUAUAGAACAACAACCCACAGCCAACCAGGAGCCACGGAAUCAUACGGCAUGGACCAAUCGGUGGCCAUCCAUAAGAAGGCCUCGCCCACCAAACCACCAUUCCACCUCAUCAUCGUCAAUGUGCACGACAGGAACCAAUCAGUGGAACACAUCCUGCAGAUUCUGGGACAGCCUUUAGGGGGUAAUGGAGAUUUCCAGUCCCCUCUCAUCCCAGCCUUCCCAGUUACCCAGAGUGAGGCCAUUCACGGCAGCGAGGACUCUGACGGCAUCCAUCCCAUCCCUCUCCCCCCAACGCUCAGCAUUAUCAACGGGAAACACCAGGAGGCUAGAGGAGACCAGUUUGAGACGGCCACACCAGUCCAUGGUGAACUGGGAGGAGAGAUGGAGCAAGAAGAGGAGGAGAAGAGCCCCACUCCCUUUGACUAUGACGCCAUCCAUACUGGAGAGACCAGCGAGUCCACUGCUAUAGACACAGACAGAGAUACAAAAAGACACACAGCUAAAGACACAGGCAGAGACAGGACAGGAAAGACAGAGAGCUCCAAAGGAACAACCACUACUUCCCGCGACACAUCCCCAGUCUCUUCCCCAGUCUUAGCCUCAUCCCCUAGUUCCCCCCAUACUUCCCCAGAUGGCAUCGCCCCCUAUGAGGACAUGGAGGGGUCAGGCGGCCGUACCCAGGAGGGCUCAGCAGAAGACACCCGACCCACCCCUGCCUCAGACAGCCAAUCAGGCGUGGUCACAGAUGAGACGGAGAUUGGAGGGGCGGAGAGUGUCACACGCACCCCAUCUCACCCACUCUCCGCUCACACUAAGGACACAAACACUAUUGACACUUACACCAAGGACACACACACUCCCUCACAGACAGAGGCGGGAGACUUCGAGGGGUCUACAUCGGCAGAAGAGGAAGGCUCAGCACAGGAGGUGUACCCACCUGAAGACCCCAGAUACACUAGCCCUGGCAGUCCUGGAGCCAUCGAGGCUCCCCUGGUGGGGCCUGGGGUGGACGGACAGGUGACUGUUACACCCAAACUAGGAACCAGGCCAGGAGCCAGACCAGGAACCAGGCCAACCCAGGCAGGAGUGACUGUAGGAGACCACACUGGACAUCACACAGACUCUUCUACACAGCACAGAGACCACUCCCACCAACCUGCCACACAAGAUAAAGAUCUCUCCACUCAUACUAAAGAUCAAACCAGAUACCCUUCUACAGAUUGGAUGGACCAAACCACUCAGCAAACCAAACAGGAUAGGAAUCACUCCACAGACACUAAGGAUCAUUCCAAAUACCCUGCUACACAAACCACCCAGCGUCCAACACACGAUAGGGAUCCCACCAAGAACCAAACCACACACGAUAGAGAUCACUCCACACACACUAAGGACCAAACCAAACAACCCUCUGACCCUAGAUUCCCCACCACCCACCAUAAGGACCAAACCAGUCACUCUACCACAGAUCAGAAGACCCCACAGCACCUGAACCAAAUGCAUACACCCCCUGCACACCCCUCCACUUCACUUCCCGCCCACCCCUCCCACCCCAUCCCCGACUGGGCCCUGACCCCCCAGGACCCCCUACCUGAGGGGGAGGAGUUUGUGGAUUAUGACCGUGUGAUUGGUCCUCCUCUGCCGGAGGCCGGCCCCCCUGUUCCUGAUGAACGUCAGUCCACAUACCAGCCUGAAACAGAAACUGACUACUACAUCGAGGCUCAGUUCGUCGAUGUCAGGGGACUGCAGCAGUGCACAGUGAAUGUGUGUCUGAACGAAGCAUCCUGCUACCAGAGAGGCAGCGCCAGCAUCUGUGUGUGUGAACCUGGAUACAUCGGAGAGCACUGUGAGACAGAUGUUGAUGAGUGCCAGUCCAACCCAUGUCAUAAUGGAGCCACCUGUAUAGACGGAGUCAACUCCUUCACCUGUGUGUGUCUGCCCAGCUACACAGGACAGCUCUGUGAACAAGGAACCAGACCAGGAGCCAGACCAGGAACCAGACCAGGAGCCAGACCAGGAACCAGGCCAACCCAGGCAGGAGUGACUGUAGGAGACCACACUGGACAUCACACAGACUCUUCUACACAGCCCAGAGACCACUCCCACCAACCUGCCACACAAGAUAAAGAUCUCUCCACUCAUACUAAAGAUCAAACCAGAUACCCUUCUACAGAUUGGAUGGACCAAACCACUCAGCAAACCAUUCAGGAUAGGAAUCACUCCACAGACACUAAGGAUCAUUCCAAAUACCCUGCUACACAAACCACCCAGCGUCCAACACACGAUAGGGAUCCCACCAAGAACCAAACCACACACGAUAGAGAUCACUCCACACACACUAAGGACCAAACCAAACAACCCUCUGACCCUAGAUUCCCCACCACCCACCAUAAGGACCAAACCAGUCACUCUACCACAGAUCAGAAGACCCCACAGCACCUGAACCAAACGCAUACACCCCCUGCACACCCCUCCACUUCACCUCCCGCCCACCCCUCCCACCCCAUCCCCGACUGGACCCAGACCCCCCUACCUGAGGGGGAGGAGUUUGUGGAUUAUGACCGCGUGAUUGGUCCUCCUCUGCCGGAGGCCGGCCCCCCUGUUCCUGAUGAACGUCAGUCCACAUACCAGCCUGAAACAGGAACUGACUACUACAUCGAGGCUCAGUUCGUCGAUGUCAGGGGACUGCAGCAGUGCACAGUGAAUGUGUGUCUGAACGAAGCAUCCUGCUACCAGAGAGGCAGCGCCAGCAUCUGUGUGUGUGAACCUGGAUACAUCGGACAGCACUGUGAGACAGAUGUUGAUGAGUGCCAGUCCAACCCAUGUCGUAAUGGAGCCACCUGUAUAGACGGAGUCAACUCCUUCACCUGUGUGUGUCUGCCCAGCUACACAGGACAGCUCUGUGAACAAGGAACCAGACCAGGAGCCAGACCAGGAACCAGACCAGGAGCCAGACCAACCCAGGCAGGAGUGACUGUAGGAGACCACACUGGACAUCACACAGACUCUUCUACACAGCCCAGAGACCACUCCCACCAACCUGCCACACAAGAUAAAGAUCUCUCCACUCAUACUAAAGAUCAAACCAGAUACCCUUCUACAGAUUGGAUGGACCAAACCACUCAGCAAACCAAACAGGAUAGGAAUCACUCCACAGACACUAAGGAUCAUUCCAAAUACCCUGCUACACAAACCACCCAGCGUCCAACACACGAUAGGGAUCCCACCAAGAACCAAACCACACACGAUAGAGAUCACUCCACACACACUAAGGACCAAACCAAACAACCCUCUGACCCUAGAUUCCCCACCACCCACCAUAAGGACCAAACCAGUCACUCUACCACAGAUCAGAAGACCCCACAGCACCUGAACCAAACGCAUACACCCCCUGCACACCCCUCCACUUCACCUCCCGCCCACCCCUCCCACCCCAUCCCCGACUGGACCCAGACCCCCCUACCUGAGGGGGAGGAGUUUGUGGAUUAUGACCGCGUGAUUGGUCCUCCUCUGCCGGAGGCCGGCCCCCCUGUUCCUGAUGAACGUCAGUCCACAUACCAGCCUGAAACAGGAACUGACUACUACAUCGAGGCUCAGUUCGUCGAUGUCAGGGGACUGCAGCAGUGCACAGUGAAUGUGUGUCUGAACGAAGCAUCCUGCUACCAGAGAGGCAGCGCCAGCAUCUGUGUGUGUGAACCUGGAUACAUCGGACAGCACUGUGAGACAGAUGUUGAUGAGUGCCAGUCCAACCCAUGUCGUAAUGGAGCCACCUGUAUAGACGGAGUCAACUCCUUCACCUGUGUGUGUCUGCCCAGCUACACAGGACAGCUCUGUGAACAAGGAACCAGACCAGGAGCCAGACCAGGAACCAGACCAACCCAGGCAGGAGUGACUGUAGGAGACCACACUGGACAUCACACAGACUCUUCUACACAGCCCAGAGACCACUCCCACCAACCUGCCACACAAGAUAAAGAUCUCUCCACUCAUACUAAAGAUCAAACCAGAGACCCUUCUACAGAUUGGAUGGACCAAACCACUCAGCAAACCAUUCAGGAUAGGAAUCACUCCACAGACACUAAGGAUCAUUCCAAAUACCCUGCUACACAAACCACCCAGCGUCCAACACACGACAGGGAUCCCACCAAGAACCAAACCACACACGAUAGAGAUCACUCCACACACACUAAGGACCAAACCAAACAACCCUCUGACCCUAGAUUCCCCACCACCCACCAUAAGGACCAAACCAGUCACUCUACCACAGAUCAGAAGACCCCACAGCACCUGAACCAAACGCAUACACCCCCUGCACACCCCUCCACUUCACCUCCCGCCCACCCCUCCCACCCCAUCCCCGACUGGACCCAGACCCCCCUACCUGAGGGGGAGGAGUUUGUGGAUAAUGACGGUGCGAUUGGUCCUCCUCUGCCGGAGGCCGGCCCUCCUGUUCCUGAUGAACCUCAGUCCACAUACCAGCCUGAAACAGGAACUGACUACUACAUCGAGGCUCAGUUCGUCGAUGUCAGGGGUCUGCAGCACUGCACAGUGAAUGUGUGUCUGAACGAAGCAUCCUGCUAUCAGAGAGGCAGCUCCAGCAUCUGUGUGUGUGAACCUGGAUACACCGGACAGCGCUGUGAGACAGAUGUUGAUGAGUGCCAGUCCAACCCAUGUCGUAAUGGAGCCACCUGUAUGGACGGAGUCAACUCCUUCACCUGUGUGUGUCUACCCAGCUACACAGGACAGCUCUGUGAACAAGACACGGAGGUGUGUGAGUAUGGCUGGCAGAAGUUCCAGAGCCAGUGUUAUAAGUACAUCACCCACCGUCGCACCUGGGAUGCUGCCGAGAGGGAGUGUCGUCUCCAAGGAGCCCACCUCGUCAGUGUCCUGUCACAGGAGGAGCAGCUGUAUGUCAACGGUCUGGGCCAUGACUACCAGUGGAUCGGUCUAAACGACAAGAUGUUUGAGAGAGACUUCCGCUGGACUGACGGCAACAUCAUGCAAUAUGAGCACUGGCGUCCCAACCAGCCAGACAGUUUCUUCCAGUCUGGAGAGGACUGUGUGGUGAUGAUCUGGCACGAGGGAGGACAGUGGAAUGACAUACCCUGCAACUACCACCUCACCUUCACCUGCAAGAAGGGCACAGUCUCUUGCAGCCAGCCCCCAGUAGUGGAGGAUGCUUGUGUGUUUGGUUCUAUGAAGCCUCGUUAUGAGAUCAACACUCUGGUUCGUUACCACUGUAAAAACGGCUUCAUACAGAGACACCCCCCCACCAUCCGCUGCCGUGACAACGGCCAAUGGGACAGCCCCAAGAUCACCUGCAUGAGCCCCGCUACCUACCAGAAGUCUUUCGCUUCUAGGAAACGCACCGAUAAUCACAAUCAUAACCAGAAUCAGUACAAUCACAAUACUCACAACCAAAACCAUGACCAGUACAACUAUCAAAACCAACAAUACAACAGCCAAAACAAUCAAGACCAACAGAAGAACUACAACCAGAAACUUUAGGGCAGCUGUAACCAAAAGCAAAAACAGCAGAGCGAGAGGAGUCAUCAACACUAAUCUGAUCUCUGGUCAGUUCUUAAAAGCGCAGCUAAGGUUGCAACAUUUCUGGGAAACGUGUACAGUUAUUCUACAUCCCUAAUCCCAGACCAACUCUGAUCAGAUCUCAUCCAACAGGCUUGAUAGGACCCAUAGAUAUACAUAUAUAUCUAUUUAUAAAUAUGUAUAGCUAUGGCUCUGAAUACAGCCAUGGGGGUAUUUCACAAGGCACAGUCAUAAUCAGCAAGCUAACUCUGAUAAACUCUGAUAAAACACUUUUCUAGUUUAGAACCAGGUUUUAUAAACAAUGUUACAUAGAGUAUUGAGUCCAUUUCAAAUUCAGCAAGGACAAAUUAAUUUUCAGAAUAUUUAUUUAAGUUAGCUGGCUAACUUGAUUUUGAUCUUGCUUAGUGAAAUCCACCCCAGAUCAUGUCUAAUUCUUCCUACAAACGUGACACACAGUGCCUUAAUGGUUAAUACAGCAACAAUGUCCAUCUCUAGAACAGGAGAGCUUGACCACUCCUGCUCUAGAGGGACACAUCUCAAUCCAGUGCCUUCUGAACGUUUCCACUUUACCCUGUUUCUUUACCCCAUAGAAAUAAUCCACUGAAAAUAA